Striga hermonthica is the source of this 450-nucleotide messenger RNA. Lineage: Eukaryota; Viridiplantae; Streptophyta; Magnoliopsida; Lamiales; Orobanchaceae. The record is from the annotation of a GenBank genome assembly.
AUGGAGUCCAUGUGGGGAAGACUAAGGGCAGACUGGUUUUUCUGUUUAACAAUUGUAGCUGUAUUGGUGACCGGAGUUAGAUCUUGGACCGGCGAAGUCCACGGCCGGGUAGUGUGCGAUGUGUGCGCCGACUCUUCAAUCGGCCCUGAAGAUCAUGUCCUACAAGGUGCUGAGGUGGCAGUGCUUUGCAUAACCAAAUCUGGCGAAGUUUUGAACUACCAAGCCUUCACGAAUUCGAAUGGAGUAUAUGUAGUAGCUGAGACUAUGCCCGAGAGUGAGCGUUGGGAUUCAUGUCUGGCGAGGCCCAUUAGCAGCUUCCAUAGUCACUGCACUCAUUUAGGAGAAGGUAAUUUCGGUGUGAAGUUCAGUUACAAUCAUCCCUCAGGUUAUUCUCAUACUGUUAGACCCUUUGUUUACCGUCCGGCCAUUGUGCCGGCAUAUUGCUUUUAG